Molecule: messenger RNA, 1257 nt
Organism: Pelagomonas calceolata
Lineage: Eukaryota; Pelagophyceae; Pelagomonadales; Pelagomonadaceae
Source: the annotation of a GenBank genome assembly
AUGCCGCUCAGCGUGCUACGCGCCGGCGUGACCUCGCGAGACCCGCAUCGGUCAUUUUCUGUGCCGUGCCAGCGAUUCGUAUCGUUGCGGCACGCUCCAGGCACAGUGCUCUCCGGAUGUGCUCUUGUGCUCUCACAGCCUAAAAGCCGCAGCGACAAAGCGCAGCGACAAAUGUUGUUACGCGUCGCGGCGCUGCUCGCCGCGGUUGCUGCGAAAUUACCCUGGCAGAAUACCGACUCACCGCGCGCGGCCGCGCGCCGCGCCUUCUCGACGCUCCAGGACGGCUGGUCCGCGACCUACGUGCCAUCCAAGAACGCAUCAUUUAUCCCGAGGACAAAGGCAUCGGAGACCUGGUUCUCCGUCGUGGCCGCGACGGACGCCGAGGAAUUGAGGCUCCUGCCUCAUUUGUUAAAACACUACGCCUGGAUUCCGCCGUCCCGGUUUGUGGUCGUCCUCCACGCGCCGAAACGGACGGCAACUUAUAGAGAAAUGGCGCAUCAUGUCGAAGCGUUUGGAGCCAUGGGCCACGUCCGCUGGGCGUCGCCCUACUCCGGCGCGCACAAGGAAGCCGUGAGACGUUUUGCGUUUGCGCGGUUGCUGCAAAGCAAACAGAUGAAAUUCGGGGACUGGGUCGUCCACGCGGACUCCGAUGAAUUCGUGGUCUUUCCUGAUAGAUCUUUUGAGGAGGUGCUGUCGCGAGCCGGAAAAGCCGACGUGGUUGGUGGUAUGUGGACCGAUAGGGUCGCGGACCAGGGGGCGUUGGCACCCAUACCAGAACAAGAUCUGUGGGAGGCGUUCCCGCUGAACUGCGCGUUUCGGAGAAAACCGAAGGUCGUGGCCUACAAGUUGCCGCGCCUGGUCACGGACGGCGCGCACGCGCCGCUUGGGAAGGAUGCGGUCUUCGCUUCCGAUAGAGGAAUAGUGUACCACUUCAAGUGGCAUUCGCAUGUCUUGGAGCGAUUGAAGGAGCGCGUCGAGGUUAAAAAACGGCCGCGCCAAUUCGGCGGGCGGGGGAAACAAGGAGCGGCGCAUUUGGUGGAGGCCCUGCGCGCCUAUUUAGUUGAUCACGACGGCAUUUGCGUCUCAUGCAAAGACAUGCGCGCCGUCUGCUGCCGCGCGCCGUGCGACGUUGAUUCGUUGCGGCCCUACGAGGCGUUCCUGCGGACGGACCCGUCGAAGCCUCAUUAUUUCGCGUUUGGCAUCUUGUUGCUGUUGUGUGGUUGUUGUUACGCGUACCUUCGGCGUCGCGCUGCGUAA